Messenger RNA from Pisolithus orientalis, 1218 nucleotides. Its product is annotated as eukaryotic translation initiation factor 1-like protein. The coding region runs from base 233 to 814 and encodes 193 amino acids. Gene Ontology annotation, biological process: formation of translation preinitiation complex; translation reinitiation. The transcript is spliced from 6 exons. The record is from RefSeq and is a predicted model, not a curated record. Gene Ontology annotation, molecular function: mRNA binding; translation initiation factor activity. Lineage: Eukaryota; Fungi; Basidiomycota; Agaricomycetes; Boletales; Pisolithaceae.
UGUCCCCUUCGGGGUGACAUACGUAAAAAUUGGAACGAUACAGAGAAGAUUAGCAUGGCCCCUGCACAAGGAUGACACGCUGUUCCGGAGUGGUAGACCUACGGGUCUCAAUAUUUAUUUUCCUUUCUUUUUCUUACUCGGUACUAUACAGCUCGAACGGACGUCUAUUCAUCACGAGAGGAUAGAUCUUUUAAAGAUGUGUGAUCAUUAGUUUAUCUAUCGUAUAUGGUAGAUGUCAUGUCAUCUUCUUGUCUACUAUCAUCGCGAGUCGACUGCCAUCUUUGCAAUAUUCACCAUGUCCUCUGAGACUCAACCCGAACCUAUCCAACCUGUCGAAGUCCUGUAUUGCAAGGUCUGCACAUUUCCACCCGAGUACUGCGAAUUUGGAUCCAGCUUCACUCGAUGCAAAGAAUGGUUGAAAGAGUCGCAUCCGGCGUUGUAUGACAAGUAUUAUUCAGAUGAAGCUCUCCAGUCCAAGCUCGGAACCCUCAGUCUAGAAGCGCAAGCUAAACUCGAGAAGGACACCGCCGAGAAGGAGGCCAAAGCGGAGAAAAAGGCGGAUGCGGCACUCAAGAAGAAGAUGGCGUCUCAAGUCUCGAUAAAACGGAUGGAGAGGAACAAGCGGAAGUUUGCGUUUGACGUCGAGCUAAAAAAGGCUUCUAAAUUCCUCGCCCAAAAAUUCGCUACUGGUGCAUCCGUCACGAAGAACCCGCAAGGACAGGACGAGAUCGUCGUACAAGGGGACGUUGCGGAGGACGUGCUAGAGCUCAUCGAGAGCAGGACUAGGGAGGAGAAAAAGAAGAAGGGGGAGUGAGCGAUGGCGCUCGUGCAUAAGAUAGGAGAGGACGGCAUGUCAUGGGGUGGUGUAGGAAUGGGUUUAAAUUAGCUGGGGUAAGGCGAGACGGACGGACGAAAUCGCAUCUGUCAGGCAGGUCAUUGGUCAAUUCGCUCUAGUGAGUAUUCCCGAAUGAAUUUUGAUUAAGAGGCAUUCAUAUAUUGUGGUUAUCCCUGAGCCGCUUUGUCGUCCGUUCUAUGGUACGCUUUCACAAAUUGAGACAGAUCCCAUUCAGAAUUCAUAGAACUCGUUCGAUCCGGUACUUGUAACACGCUAUAGUGACCGUACCGUCUCUUUUGACCGUCGGAACUUCAUUUCUGAAACUCUAGUCCCCCGUGGUUUGGCUCGUCUUAACCGUGCCAACCACAUACCUAACAGCCCCG